AUGCGGUAUUUUCGCCAAGAUCUUGAACUCGCGAUAAUGAUCGUGAAGUUGCGUGGCGCAUUGAACGCACUGAUUCAAGCGAACAGCAGCGUGAAAGAUGAUGCGCUCAUGGAGAAGAUUUGUUCUGCCAUCGAACAAGAUGAUGUUACGACGAGUGAGCUAUCACAGGAAGAUAGCGUGAAAAACUUCAUCAAGUUUGCGCUCGCCACUGAUGGAGGGCCUCGUCACAAGGAUUUGCGCAAAGUUGCGUUUUCUUUGGUGAAACGGUGCUUACAGAAUCCGGUUGUUGCCGCUAAGCUGGAAGACGAAAUACGACUUUUUGAACUGAUUAACCAAUUGGCAGCGAGUGAGGACUUUUCUGAACCCGUGGUCAAAAUUUGCUGCUUGCAGUUCGUUUCGGCAUGCCUGGAUUCUUCAGCGUAUUCGGAGAAAGUCGCGAAUACAGGUCUCUUGGAAAGAUGCGUCGUUCAAGCAAUUGGACACAGCAGCGUUUUCGUCUCCCGCGAAGCUCAGAAAGUGAUAGUGAAAGCCCUCGAAAAAUCCAGAACUUCCGGAAUCAUGGAGCGGAUCAUCGAUUUCUUCAGAACCAGUUCGUCUUCCAAAGCGACGUUUGAAGGCGAAAAUGCGAGAAUUGCGUUGGGAUACUCUGGAGCGAUGUGCACCAGUUUGGAACAAGUUUUGAAGAGCUCAAUUUGCUUUUCUUCCAACGUGGGCUCGAAAAAUCUGGAGAAGUUGUGUGAUAUUAUCGACGGGAUUUUGGCUGUGGAAGCUGCGAAAAAGAUGUCUGCGCCGUUGUUGCCUCGAUUGCAAAUCUUGAACAUUUAUUUGCACGCACAACUGGCUGCGGAAUCUUUGCCCACCGGCGGAACUUCGUUUGGUUACGCUUCAUUUGUGAAACGAGUGGCAGAGUUGUUCGGUUCUGCAGUUUGUAGCGGACGAUACGAAUUACUCGCCACGAUGACCUCAGCUGCUCAUCACGCGUGGAGCUAUUUGAAAAACAAAUUUGACGUCCGAUUUGACGAUGACCCAGUGCAGCUUUUCUUCGUUUCUGUGCAAAUUGUCCCUGUGUUGGGCUAUUUUUUCCGGUUCCACAUCGGGUGUUUGGACGGAGUUUAUAAAAACGUUUCUGCACGCAUAGAAAAAAACGAUGAGGCUUAUAAAGCCGUCGUCGAGAAAUUGAGGAUGUUCAUUAAGGAGCUUCAGCCGAAUCAGCUCACUCAACUGGCGAUCCAAGCUGCACACGGGCUACGUGGUAUUUCCCAUCUUCUAUCCAAGGAAAAUUCGGUGACUGCGUUGCAAGCCGGAAUGAUGCUGAUCGUUUUGCAAGGCUACGUGUGCAAUCCUGCCUCUCAGCAACUCCAAGUGGCAGCGCUUGAUUUACUCUCGUGUACUUUGAGUUCAUACAGGCUGACUUUGGGCGAUUCGUAUGAAUCUGUUUGCCUGAUUUAUACGAUUUGCUACUUGUGUGAUCGGUCGGAUAUUUCCACUAAGGUGGUGAUCAAGGGAUUCAGAACCUUGCAGCAGGCCUUAAAAGUAAAUGCGUUACCCCUGGAAAUAGCGCUUUCGCAUUCAGAACUGUCAAGCAAAAAGUUCUCUUCUCACUACCUGGCCCGAUCACUCAAAGUCAGAGCGUCCCAUGUAGAUUGGGAGCUGCGAGAUUCUGUUCUCGAAACGUUGACUGUUUUUGUCGAAGCUUCAGUUGCAAGUUGCAUUCCGCUUCGGGAAUGGUUGGUUGAGCACAACAUGCUCGAGUUGGCUGUGGAUGCGUUGAAGGAUGGCGAAAGUUACGUCCGAGCGUCGGGUUACCAACUUCUGACAUCGGCUGUAGGAAUUCCUAGCAUUUGGACCGAGUUUGAGAAAACGCAUGGCAAUUUCGUGGUGGAUUCUGCAGAAUUCAGCCUCAUCUGCAACACGAUUACGCAUUUGUGUGAUACGGAUAUCGACUGGGAAUCAAAGCUGAACGCUUUGGAAUUCUGGCGUUGGGUGAUUGACGACGCCUUGAAUCGUGUCGGGGUGAUCGAUGGCGUUUUUCCGCCAACGAUUUUUGACACGACGUUGAAUCGAAUCAUCAAUAUGACCGACGAGGUUGCUCGACAGAGACUCCGCGAAUGCCUUGAUAAUUUGUGCAGCAAUGGAUGCAUGGUAAGUUUACUGGACGUGGAGUGUGACCUGGAAGCUACUGUUCGACACCGGGCAAUGGAUGUUCUAGGCUACUUGAUGAAGGUCCUCGUUAGGUACGACAUGAUAACGAAGUAUGCGAGUUCAUACGAUUCGCUGUUUUCCCGACCAAGAAGUGUCCACGCGUCCAAUACCAUUUCUGAAGUGGACUCGGCCAACAGUGUUGAUCGAGACGAAGUCAUCGAAGCCCUCCUGGAUGGUUCGGAUGUCGAAGCCGUGUGGAAGCGCAUGACUGUUCCGAUGCAUUCAGAAAGCGACUCCGGAACUCAGCCGGAUAUUCAAUCGUGGGAGAAGAUGCAGAAGAUUUCCGUGGACGCGUGCCUGGGAAUUUUCCGGAGCAUGUUGGCGAAAAAUGAAGAGAAAUUGCAACAAACGCAGAAAGUGUCUGAAAUUGAAUCAUACCUUGAUGAUGUUCUGAUCCACUUCGGGAUUGACAACGCUGAAAACGAUUCCGUUUUAAUGGAUUGCUAUUGA
Messenger RNA from Notodromas monacha, 2652 nucleotides. The record is from the annotation of a GenBank genome assembly. Lineage: Eukaryota; Metazoa; Arthropoda; Ostracoda; Podocopida; Cyprididae.